Messenger RNA from Haemonchus placei, 978 nucleotides. The record is from the annotation of a GenBank genome assembly. NCBI's taxonomy places the organism in Eukaryota, Metazoa, Nematoda, Chromadorea, Rhabditida, Trichostrongylidae.
AUGAAACAACGGUGUUUACGAUGCCGUUCUCGGGAGCUUUGCCCCAAUCAUGGCUCCUAUCGACUAGUCACUCAGGAUAAGUUAGAUCCAUCUAUGUGGAUCAACAAAUAUGUAAUCAGACACUACCGCCCGGCAAAUAUGACCAAUAAAAUGUGUGCCAAAAGCAUCUUUCACUGGACGAACGAGACAAUCAACAUCUGGAGUCAUUUACUCGGUUUUAUUUACUUUACUUAUUGUCAAUAUGAGAUGAACGCCUACCGUAUCCCGUUAAUGGGCGGUCAUUUCGAAGAUCACCUUGUCAUAUCAUUGUCAAUAUUUGGAUCUCAGGAGUUCCAGGUUUGCAUGCUAUUUUCGGCCGCCUAUCAUACUUUCUGUUGUGCAAAUGAAAGAAAACGACAAAAAUUCCUGAAACUCGACAUCUUUGGUAUCUCUGCCGGCCUACUCGGGAUGUACUUAUCCGGAAUCUACACUGCAUUUUUCUGCUUCCAGGUGAGUUCAACAGACCAUCUCGAGACUUACUUCUACAUGUUGAUGUCUAUAUUCUUUAUCACCGCCUAUGUGCCUACACGUGAAGACUUCUUUGAUCGAAAGAUCGUUGGCUCUCGAAUCGGCUAUCUUCACAUCAUCUAUGCGUCGAUCGUUAUUUUCGGAUUCUGUCCAACUACCCACUGGGUGUAUCUCCAUGGUGGUCUGGCCAAUGACCAUGUAGCUAACUGGUUGGUUGAUAUAUUCAUUCUUUAUGGCUUGAUGGCAUUAGCAUUCUUCUUCUACGUGACGCUAAUACCCGAACGACUGUUUCCGGGAGCGUUCGAUCUCGUUGGGUGCUCCCAUCAGUGGUGGCACAUAUUCAUACUAUCGGCUAUGGUGUUUUGGCAACGUGCAGGAGUAGAUCUCCUGGGUUUCUAUCGCAUGAACGAAUCGUCAUGUCGUGAUUCCAUCUCUCCGCUUCGUGGAAACUCGUCCGCCGUAUACUUAUAG